This is a messenger RNA of Pantherophis guttatus, 1157 nucleotides long. RefSeq names its product SLX9 ribosome biogenesis factor (gene SLX9). The record is from RefSeq and is a predicted model, not a curated record. Gene Ontology annotation, cellular component: nucleolus; preribosome, small subunit precursor; 90S preribosome. Lineage: Eukaryota; Metazoa; Chordata; Lepidosauria; Squamata; Colubridae. Gene Ontology annotation, biological process: maturation of SSU-rRNA from tricistronic rRNA transcript (SSU-rRNA, 5.8S rRNA, LSU-rRNA).
UUGCUAGCGAGCGCGUGGUCUAAGUUCUUUUGCCCCCUCCCCCCCCUUCCCCCGAUUGCUGCUUCCCCCUCGCGCGCUGGUUCCUCUUGGCUCGCGAUGGUGGGGAAAAUAGUAAGGCGGAGGAGGCUCCACCAACCCGCGCCGAAGCCGACACAGCCACAGCCGAGUGGGGGCGAGGAGGUGCUUUCGGCGGCCCUGCAGACCUUCAGCGCUAACACCGGAAAGGGCAAGGGAGUUCUGACAUCAGACAUAUUUUCUGGAGUGAAUAUUGAUCCAAAAAUUCUAGUGAAGAAGUUGGACACUGAUUCAAGGAAUCCUGUUUCAGUCAUAAAAGAUGAAGAUGAAAAAGUAAUGUCUAAGAAAGAAAAAAUGAAGAUGCGUAAGGAGAGAUGGCUGCAAAAAAUUGAGAGCAUUAAGUUGGCAAAGCAGCAGCACAAAGCAGAGGCAAAGCGGAAAGCGACUCCAGUUGUUGGAGAUAUGCAUCCAUUGAUGGAUGCUCUGCCUGAGCUUUCAGAUCUGGUGACAGUAAGCAAGUUCUGCAAACAGCGUACUAAAAUGCAGAAGAAGAAGAAAGUGUUGACAAAUUUCAACCAGAUGAAAUCAGCCCAGAAGCGCAAGGUCUUGGAAGAGGAAAUGGCACAGUUUCACAAGACAAUAUCAAACCCUUUGUUCAAAGCCAACCCUCUGUCAAUCAUUAGUCAGCAUCUUUCCAAAAGACUAAAACAGGAGAACAAGGAAGAACCACUUUAAUACCAUGCCUGAGGAUGUUUGAAAACUCCAGCAAUGACUCCAUCAUGGCUUUAUCUAUACAGUAGCUUAAUGUAACUUUCAGAAACCAGACCCAGUCACUUUCUUUGCUGAGCACAGAAAUAAGGUGAUCAACAUCAAUUUGCGCACUAUGAGUACUAGCUACAACUCUGGAUUGUUUUGUUGGAGACUUGUGAAACUCUGUAGAUGUAAGACUGUUCUAAUUUCCCAAAUUUAUCCUAAUUAUAGUUCUGUAAUGUAAUGUAUAAAUCAUCAACUUUCUACCUCCGAGUAAUGUAAACCUUUUUGUUUGUUUCUUUUUGUGAGCAGUUAAAUGGCUGCCUUUAGAAAAUUGUUUUGGUAAAUGCAACAUUGUGAUUAAUAAAAUACCUAGUGCUUUGCUCUUUGAA